UUCGUUUCUAGUGAUAUAAUUAUAAGUGCAAUGUAUAUACAUUAAAUCUAUGUGCAAUUAAAAUCUUUCAUCAUGUAGCGUAUAGGAGAAAUUUAUUUGCCUAAAAUCUGCGUUAUUGAUCUUUGGCUUACUAAUCAAAAGUGAUCGACUUCUUUCUUGUAGUUUUGUAGUAGUUUUUAGAUCAUUUGUUAAUAAUGGAAAUUGUGGGUGAUUUCGAGUAUAACAGCAAGGAUUUAAUAGGACAUGGAGCCUUCGCUGUGGUCUUUAAAGGAAGGCAUAGAAAGAAGACGCAUCUUGUGGUGGCAAUUAAAAGCAUAACAAAAAAGUCUUUGGCCAAAUCUCAAAAUUUGUUAGGAAAGGAAAUCAAGAUUCUCAAGGAACUUACUGAAUUGCACCACGAAAACGUAGUCGCCCUCCUGGACUGCAAAGAAUCUGCUCACAAUGUAUAUCUCGUAAUGGAGUACUGCAAUGGGGGUGAUCUAGCUGACUAUCUCAGUGCUAAAGGCACCUUAAGCGAAGAUACAAUUAGACUUUUUCUUUGCCAAUUAGCGGGCGCGAUGCGAGCUCUGCAUGCCAAAGGCAUCGUACAUCGUGACCUGAAGCCGCAGAAUAUCCUACUGGCACAUACCGGCAGCCGCGGGCGCACCAGGCCCGAAAACAUCACACUCAAAAUUGCCGACUUCGGUUUCGCACGUUUUCUUCAAGAUGGUGUUAUGGCAGCUACUCUUUGCGGUUCCCCGAUGUAUAUGGCCCCAGAAGUGAUCAUGUCCUUACAAUAUGAUGCCAAAGCAGAUUUGUGGAGCUUGGGAACAAUCGUUUUUCAGUGCUUGACCGGCAAAGCACCGUUUCAGGCACAUACACCGCAAGAACUCAAAAUGUUUUAUGAGAAGAAUGCCAAUCUUUCACCCAAGAUUCCCGUUGGCACUAGUCCCGAAUUAAGUGAUUUGUUGCGAAGCCUAUUAAGACGCAAUGCCUGUGAUAGAAUUUCGUUUGACACUUUUUUCUCGCACAGUUUCUUGCAAAGGCCUGAGCCACAAACUGAUCUUCCAGGAGAACUACCUGCACCAUUAGGCACUUUGUGUACACCGCCGAGCGCCACAAUUCCUAUACCGAUCAAAGUUUCGCCUUUGAUUCAGGAUCAACUCAAAAAUGAUAAUAGUGACAAUUCACCAACUGAUUCUCGCAACAGUCAGGCAGAAAGUGGUUCCAGCAGCCCAGAAGAAACUGAUGAUUUUGUUUUGGUUCCCAAAAAUUUACCCAGCACCGAUGCCCAAAUCGAUUAUUCGGAUAGAGUGCGAUAUAGAAUGGUGGAACCAAAUAUCGUCAGUGGAAGUCCACCGCGACCAAGUUCGUUACCUAUUUCGGAACCAAGACCUGUGCCGAGUGCUACUAACAGAAUGACUUGCCCCAGGAAUAUAAAUCAAGUACAAGAUACCAAUACCGUAAUUAGUGCAAUUCCAAGAUCUCAGCCAAUCACAAUGAAACGUUCUGAACAUCGUUCUAGUCAACCUGAUAUUAGUUCUAUAUCACCCCCAUCGGUGCAAUUUGUGAUUGGCACACCUCCUGGUGGCGGUCGAAGGCGAUCGACUUCUGGUGGUGCGUUGUCGGAAACGCCACCGCCGACCAAUACCUGGCAGGUGACACCUCCAGGAAGCACGGUACACUGGCAAAUGUCGCCCAAGAUGCCACACCAUCCCACCAAUACUUCUCCAUUGCGUAGGUCAGGAACAAGCUCUCCAAUAUUGAGCGCUUUACCAAAGAUGUCAGCCCUGGGUAGCCCAGGACUGGACAAUAAUAAUCCACCGCGUUUCGGCAUGGGUCCUAGGGCCAUUACUCUGCCAGAAACUAUGCAGGCUGCUGCACAAUGUACUCCUAGUAUCCUGGACAUUGCAAACCAAGAACCAAUAACAUUCCUUGCACCAGAAUUACCAGAAGAGACUUUAUUGGAGAGGGAACACAAUGAGACUCUUGCCAAAUUGAACUUUGUCUUGGCACUAAGCGAUUGUGUAUUAGAACUCGCUGCUACUCGUGGAGCACCGUUAUCAUCGCUAUUGGAGCCGUCUCAUGUCUCUGGGAGUAAUCGGUCACAGCCCGCUGGGGGCAAUCGCACUGCCAUUGAGGCUCGGCGUUGGGUUGUCGACGAGGCUGGCACUGUCGGCAAUUCACAACGGGCGGAACAGCUGGUGCUUUUAAUAAGAGCGUUACAUCUGCUAAGUUCUGGACUCAACUUGGCUACAAAGCAGUUGAAAGACGGUCAGUUACAACCGUCUGCUACUGUUAAAAACGUUUUAUCUGUGAUGAACAAUAAGUAUAAAUCUACACUAGCUGAGUCUAAAAGGCUGAAUAACAGUGGUUUAUUACAAAAAGCUUCAACAACCAACAUUACAGCUGAUAAGAUUCUCUACAAUCAUGCUAUUGAAAUGUGUCAGUCAGCCGCUUUAGAUGAACUUUUUGGAAACCCAGAAGAGUGCUUCCAGCGUUAUCAAACAGCUCAAAUUUUACUGCAUAGUCUCUCACAACAUGUUAGUCAUCAGCAAGACCGAAUUCUGUUGACAAAAUAUAAAGAUGCGGUUGAAAAACGUUUAUACAUUCUACAACAAAAAGGGUACAUUUAUGCAACUGAAGAUCUCACAUAAAUAUUUAAGUUGUAAAAAUAAGGCUUACUAGAAUUCAAUUUAAUUUUAUAUUUUACCGAUU
Messenger RNA from Ctenocephalides felis (cat flea), 2697 nucleotides. RefSeq names its product serine/threonine-protein kinase unc-51 (gene Atg1). The record is from RefSeq and is a predicted model, not a curated record. The coding region runs from base 195 to 2636 and encodes 813 amino acids. NCBI's taxonomy places the organism in Eukaryota, Metazoa, Arthropoda, Insecta, Siphonaptera, Pulicidae. Gene Ontology annotation, biological process: peptidyl-serine phosphorylation; positive regulation of autophagy; autophagosome organization. Gene Ontology annotation, molecular function: protein serine/threonine kinase activity; ATP binding. Gene Ontology annotation, cellular component: cytoplasm; autophagosome. The transcript has 17 exons.